Didymodactylos carnosus is the source of this 1752-nucleotide messenger RNA. The record is from the annotation of a GenBank genome assembly. NCBI's taxonomy places the organism in Eukaryota, Metazoa, Rotifera, Eurotatoria, Philodinida, Philodinidae.
AUGCAGAAGCGUGCUCAACGAUUAGAAGUCGAUGAACAAAAACUUGCUCAGAAACAAAAUGCGUUGGCACAAAAAUUUGAGCAAAUGGAUAAUGCAGAUUAUGAGCUCAGUGAAGUUUCUUUCGAAUCUAGUAAACCAACACCCAGAACUCGAACAAAACAACAAAAUGAAAAAAAAUCAACAAGCACAACAAGUUCAUCUCAAACACUAACCACUCCGCGUCCAGAAGAACGUACAAAAUUCAUUAAAAAACAGAUUCCAACUGCUGAGAAAAUAACAGUGAGCCAAUCGCCAAGAGGAGGAGGAACAACAGUAGCACCAGCGACAACAGCACUCUUAACAAAAUCUUCAGGCAACAAAUCUAGUUUACUUGGCCAAUCAUCGUUAUUAGCUCGAGCACAAUUAAGACAAGAGUUGCAUGAUAAAGGUUUAGAAUUAAAACCGGGAACGUUUGAUAAACAAGAUAACGAUGACACAACAUCAUCGGACGAAGUAACAGCACAAAGUGAAAAAUUUUUGUUUGGAGCAGUGAAAAAAAGUUUUCUGAAAAAACGAUCAACAGAUGAUAUUGAUGUACCACAACUUGUUUUGUCUGAUAGCGACGCUAAUACUGAUCGGCAAAAUCAGAAAAAAAAUAAAAAAUCGACCAAAUCAUCAGCAGGGGUAGACACAGAUGAUGAUUCCUACUCCGAAUUUAUUGGCGAAACAGAAUCUCCUGUAUCAGAUGGUAUAAAAACACCCACAUUAACUCCACGAAAAGGCAUUUUGAAAUCACCGAAGGAUUUUGUCCCAAAAGAAAGUGAACAUUCAGUGCAAUUUUCCGACAAAUUAUUUUCUGUAAAAACUGACGAAGAACACACGCCAACACCACCGAAGAAUCCUCGUUCGACUCAUACACCUCGACGUGUGUUAGUUAUAGAGCCUAAACCUGACAUUGUUCAACACCAUCAAAGUUUAUCAUCAAAUGAAUCAGAUACAGAAUCAAUAUCUACAGCUCUCGUUGGUCCCAAUAUUCUUCUAAAUUUAAAUGAAGACAUAACGGACAAUAGUGAAAAUAUUCCAAAAAAAAAUUAUCGAAAGAAGCGUUCAUCGAGUAGUGAAUCGCCAGUCGAUAAUAUGUUUGCCAAUCUAGUUAUUGAUAAUGAACUGUCGCCGCGUCAAAAGAAAAAAUCACUUUCGUUUUCGCCAAAAAAGAAACAGCAGCAACCAAUUUAUAAUGAUACAUCUGAUGAUGAAUAUACGAAAAUAGAUGAAAAUAUUGUGGAUGAAGAUGAAAUACCGGAAGAACUAACUGUCAUUAACUAUUCUGAUGAUUUUUCAAAUCAAUCAGAAUCCACCAUUAAGGUUCCUGUUGAAAAACGACGGGAAUCAGUAGUGCGUAAACCUACAAUGGACGAUCAACAAGUUCAAGUAGAUCUGUUUUCCUUACCCUAUUCAUCUCAGAUUCAACAAACACCAACAUUUGUAUUUCUAAAUCAGCCAUCGAAUUUGGUAAAAUCUGUUAUUCAACAAGACGUUUUGCAAUCAAUGCUGACGACAAAUCCUGUCCUAUUAGCCAUUGACGAUUUAGUUCGACAACAAACGUCAUUAUUGAAAACAUUCAUUCAUUUACAACGGUCUUAUUAUGAGUCAACUGUUCGCAAUAUAAAACCCGAUCAUAUUUAUGUGACGAAAGAAAAUACAAUGAGAAUUAUUGCUGAACAAAAAUCAAGAAUAAACUCUUUUUUUCAUGAAGAUUCACUAACUACCUAA